GUCCAUGUGUCACACGAGUGGGUUAUAAAACACACACCGGUUUUAACAAGCUUUCAUAACAUUUGCCAGUAUUUUAUUUUCUGAGAAUAAUUAUUAAGGCAAGGUCUACAAUACAGUGCAGGAACUUGAGGUAGACAAUGAAGAAAGUUGCUAUAAUUGGAGGCGGUAUCAGCGGGAUAGCCACCGCCUAUAACUUAUGGAAGAAAGGAUUACCCGGAAGUCACAUUACCAUGUUUGAAGCCCGUGAUAAGCUAGGCGGCCAUUCUAGAUUAUUCCAUCACCCUAAUCUGUCACGACCCGUCGAUGUCGGAUUCCAGGUCUUUAACCUCAACACAUAUCCACUGCUGCUGCAGUUCUUCCGAGAACUUGAUGUGGACAUCUGCGAUUCCGAUAUGUCCUUCUCCGUUGAGAACGAAUCGUUCGCCUGGGGAUCCAAAUCCGGCCUGUGGUCGCUCUUUGUAGCUUUUCUCCAGGCCCCUAUCCAGAUGCUGAAAUUCUUGUGGACCCUGUUCUGGUUCUUUCGGGAUGCCCGCUCUUACAUUCAGGGUGUUGAUUCUGGGCAGCAUAAACACGUUUCAAUAGGAGAAUUCUGUAGAGAGAGAAAGUAUUGUGACGAAUUCAUGCAAGGGUAUUUAAUACCGUUUACUGCCAGCGUCUGGUCCGCCACGUCUGACAACUCAGAGGACUUCGAUGCCUUCACCAUAUUUACCUUUAUGGCGAAUCACCACCUACUGGAGUUCCGAAAUCUCAAAUGGAAAACGCUGACCCAUACUUCAGAGAGUUACAUCAACGCUUUUCUUCACAAAUGUAAGCCUAUUGUUAAUCUAAAGAAAAGAGUUGCGUCAUUGAAACAAAAUGAUAACUUAAAAUGGCGGAUAAACGAUUCGGAAGAUGAAUAUGAUGAUGUGGUUUUAGCUCUUCACGCCCCGGAUGUAAAACAUAUCCAUAUCGAGGCUACUUCAGGAGACACGGACGAGCUAGUAAAGAAAAUGGCAUCCGUUCGCUUUGAUGACAAGUAUGUUAUCAUCCAUCAAGAUACAUCGUUAAUGCCAAGAUCUAAGUUAAAUUGGAGUAGCUGGAACUUUAACCAUGGCGUGGUUACGUACUGGGAGAAUUCUCUACAACCAAUCGGCUUCCAUUUUGAUGUUUUUGUUUCUAUUAUUCAUAAAGAAAUCAUGAAGGAGAUAGAAAUCGAUCAAGAUAAAUAUCUAGCAAAACCAAUCAUUAUGGCGCACCCAGCUUAUGGCUUGGAAAAUAUUCAGCUCGCUAAAGAUAUCAGAAACUUACAAGGCUGUAAUGGACUCUAUGUUUGUGGAGCUUAUCUAGGUUACGGCUUCCACGAAGAUGGUUACAGAAGCGGUUACGAAGUUGCUCAGUUAAUUGGUGACCGGGCUGUUGAUAUGUACGAAUCGGUCAUCACUUACAACCGAUCGGUCGAGGAUACCUAUUCUAAGAGAAUGCUGCAGUCUUUGUCCGAUAACAUAGCGUUAGGAGCACUCAAGCAGUUAUUGGCUAGUAACAUCAAAAAGGGCUGCAUCGGCAUUCAAACGCCUGGAUAUGGCAUAGAAUUCUUUGGCGAGAUUGGAGUACCGACAGUUUUGGUUGAUGUUAGGAAUCCUAGUUUAGCCUGGAAGUGUCUGCUACAAGGAGAUAUAGGUCUGGCAGAAGCCUAUAUUGAUGAAAGUUUGCGUGUUGACAAUCUGCCAUUGUUGUUAUUUUAUCUGGUGAUUAAUACCUACCCUGCUCCACAAACCCUUACAUGGCGUCCCCUCGUCUUCUUCUUCACCAACAUGUGGCCGAGGAUCGGAUACACCCAGCGGUUGAAAAAUACCCCGGCCGUCUCGAAACAAAACAUCAUUGAGCAUUACGAUCUCGGAAAUGACUUCUUCGAGACUUUCCUCGAUUCAACCAUGACAUACUCGAGUGGCAUCUUCUUAAAGCCGUCGGAUGAUUUGGAGACCGCGCAGUUACGGAAGUACGAUCGCUUGCUUGAUUUGCUUGACGUGCCGGAAGGGGGUCAUAUUUUGGAAAUAGGAUGCGGAUGGGGAGGAAUGGCCGUGCGAGCUGCCAAAACACGCAGAUGUUUCAUGAGCUGUAUCACCAUCUCACCAGAACAAGCUAAAUAUUGUCGAGAGCUUGUCCUCAAACACGGUCUACAAGAUUCAGUGAAGAUCUACGAGAUUGAUUUCCGGGAUAUCCAAACGGAGUUUGCGCAUUUGAAAUUUGAUGCCGUCGUGUCUAUAGAAAUGAUCGAAGCGAUAGGUCCUGAUAAUUACGACCUAUACUUUAAGACAAUAUCCGGUGUACUGAAAACGUAUGGAAAGGUCGCCAUCCAGGCCAUAACGCGAUUCGAAGACCAGUACGAACAAAACAAACGCGAACCAGAUUUCAUCAACCAAUAUAUUUUUCCUGGGGGUUGUCUCCCUUCGCUGGGAACUAUCUCCCAACAUGCCACGAGGAACGGUCUUGUUAUUUCGGAAGUUUACAAUAUAUCGGAUAGCUAUGCCAGGACCCUGGCUAUUUGGAGGGAACAAUUCAAUCGUGCUACCAAAAAACAGGACUUUAAAUUUGAUCAUAAGUUUAUUCGAAUCUGGAAUAUGUACUUUUCAAUGUGUCAGGCAGCGUUCGAGGCCAAUUCAAUUCAAGAUUUCCAAAUCGUUUUUGAAGCAAUGCGAGUGGAUAGUAGUAAAUUUUUGUGACAUGCAACUGUUAAAUCGAGUACCACGCGAGGAAGUUGAUCAGAUCGGGUGUGUGUAUAUUAUAAACAAACAAACCUCUCCUUAUUCUAAACCGAAAGUCUGUAAUCAUUAGUAUCAAGGAAACGGAAUUGACUAUGUCAUAGAGAGAGAGAGAGAGAGAGAGAGAGAGAGAGAGAAAUGUGGUUUAACGUCCACUCGACACAAACUAGGUCAUUUCGGGACUAACAUAUGGUUUAAUUAUAGUUCAACAAUUCGCUUGCGCAUAGGGGUCUUUAGCAGUGGGAGGAAACCGGAGGACCGGGAGAAAACCCACGAGGUUGGACAGGCGACCCUACUCCUUGUCACGUACAACCGGGGAUUGACUAUGUCAUAGACUAGAAUUUGUGCAACAUUAGAUUUUACACUAUGACCUACUCUUAACAUCGAAAUGAAAUGAAAAUGAAAUGAAAAUGAAAUGAAAUGAAAAUGAAAUGAAAUGAAAAUGAAAUGAAAUGGGGUUUAACGCCAUACUUACUAUUCUGCUCCGAACUGGGCUAAUGAAGGCGGGCAUACGUCAUACAGUGUGCUAUGAGGGAAAUUUUGGUCGGACAGCGGCUCUACGGCCUACUCUUAUAUCGAAGUCCAACUGUCAAGGGAUCUUUUACAUGCACGCCAAUGUGUACACGGGACCUCGGUUUUUCAUUCCAUCCGAACGACUAGGGUUCUUUAUGGUUCACGCAAUUGUAUACAAGUGGUUUUGUAUAUUGUACUAUCCGAACAACUAUACGCCGUCCGGCACCAUUGAUAGAUACCGUGCCGGAAGGUAAUCUGACGAAUCACUGUCUCAAUAAACAUCUAUCAUUAUCCAACAUCUUUUUAAAAUGAAUUUCCAUUUUUUGCUAAUGUUUAGCAUGUUUUAUUGUUAUUAUAAUAUUGGGUUGAUUUUUCAAUGUUUUCAUGUGCCGUAAAAUGAAAUGUUUCUACUCUUAAAUAUACAUUAUGGAAGAUUGGAUAAAGAGCUGGCAGUUCUCACUAUAAUAGUUAAAUGUUAGAUAAUGUAAAGGGAAUAUGCUAAAGAGUUCAGUCACUAUAGCCUCGAUUGUCAUUAUUGCCGCUGUCACGAUAAUUAACAAAGUCUCGAUUAUCUAUUUUUGCGUUUAAUCAUCAACGGACGUUAAACAGCAGAUCGGAUUCAAAUCCCAUGAAAAUCGAACACAUAAGAUGACAUCGAGAGUUGAUUAUGGUCUUUGCAUGUUAAUAAAUGUCUAGUUAAUAAUUUAUAUAACAUUUCAGGCCUAAAGAAAGACCUGCAAUAGACAGAUUUAGCUCUUGCAUUAUGUAUGUUUAACAUUCAAAUUUUAUAUAACAAAAUGGAAACAAACCUACCUAUUAUAUUUUGUUAUUUUGUCAUGUAUUGGGUUGAUUUGUUCAUGAUAUUUAUGUUUUCUUGGAUUUUUUUGAAGUUAUAAUGCAACUUUUUAUUCUGUUGCGGUGUUACGGCCGAGGGUUUUGUUGAUAGAAGGGUGUGGUAUUUAGGAUUGUCUCCCUUAGAUUUUAAUACAAAUAUAAAAAACCUCCCGACUUCCCUGUCAUCAAGCAUGAUGCUGUAUUUCACGAGGAACAGCCAUUCGUCUUGUUUUUAUAACAGACUGAUUUUGUUCAUUGUGUUCGGAGAUUUUCCAAUGCCUCUGAGAGGCAUUAGUGGCUCUAAACCAACCUGAUGAUGAUUCUCCACUAUUUCGUAUCGGUCCCGUGGAAGAAUUAAAGAAUUAAUACCAAUUAUCUGGAUUAUAUAAUCUAGUGGUACUGAAAUCCAUAUUAUGCCAUUUGAAUGUGGCAUUCAUUGUGUAUAUAAUGAUCAUAGUAUUAUAUUUAAAUCUUUACCCAAAUUUUAUACAAAGAAUUGUGUAUUUAUAGUAAAAUAAACCAUGUGUUUUACGUUUUAA
Messenger RNA from Patella vulgata (common limpet), 4624 nucleotides. RefSeq lists its product as uncharacterized. The record is from RefSeq and is a predicted model, not a curated record. NCBI's taxonomy places the organism in Eukaryota, Metazoa, Mollusca, Gastropoda, Patellidae. The transcript has 2 exons. Bases 138 to 2699 code for a protein of 853 amino acids.